AUGGCUUUGGACUUUUCACAGUAUGGCGGCCCAUCUGAAGAAUGGCUUGCCCUGGAGAAGACACUACCUCAACUCAACUUCGACACCUCAGCAGACCCCGCUAAGCUCCAGAAGUUUGUCAAUGCUGAAAGAGAAGGGAAAGCUGCCGAAGCAAUGCAGCACUUCGCGCCACACGUAACGAUCAAAGACUAUUCGAUACCCACCCGGGACGGCUCAAAGAUCGAGGCGCGCUCCUACCGGCCCGUGGAUAAGGAUGCAUCCGAGAAACUCCCUGUAUACAUAUACUUUCACGGGGGAGGCUUCAUCUUUGGUUCUAUUAAGAGCGAGGAUCCAACAUGCGCGCAGACUGCCAUCAAAACCGGCUGUGUGGUGCUAAACGUCAACUACCGACACGCACCCGACCAUGUAUUCCCCACAGCCUGGCUCGACUCCCAAGACGCUUUUGCCUGGCUCCACAAGAACAUUGACGAGGUUGGAGGCGAUCCAUCGAGGGUCAUUGUCGGUGGCGUCUCAGCAGGCGGAACACUAUCAUCCUCUCUCGCGAUAGAGCAGCAUCUCGGGAAAAGCGAUGUCACCAAAGACCUCCCGAAGUUGAUCGGCCAAGUCCUCAUCAUCCCCUGUCUCUCAUCACCCUACACAUACGAUGAAGGCCCCGGCAAGAAGCUCAAGGUGCCUUCGUACGUCGAGAACGCCAACGCGCCCCUUCUCAGCGCAAACGUCGCCAAUUUCUUCGCAGGCCUCUUGCAAACAGGAAAGCCUGAUUUAAAGUGCACGAAGCUCAACGUGGGAAAUGCGACGGAAGACGAGGUCAAGGGGAUGCCGCCGAGCGUCUUUGGUAUUGCUGGUUUGGAUCCCCUUCGUGACGAGGCGUUGCUGUAUGCCAAGACGCUUUCAGAGGCGAAUGUGCCUACUGAUAUCACGCUUUUCAAGGGCGUACCGCAUGGCCAUAGGCGGUUUGGAAAUGCUCUCAAGGCUUCUGAGCAUUGGGAUCAGUGUGUCAACAAUGGUAUCCUGUGGAUCUUGUCGAAGCCAGAGGCCACUGGCAAGUUCAACGUCAAGGUACCAUAG
Bipolaris oryzae ATCC 44560 is the source of this 1068-nucleotide messenger RNA. RefSeq lists its product as uncharacterized. The coding region runs from base 1 to 1068 and encodes 355 amino acids. The record is from RefSeq and is a predicted model, not a curated record. Lineage: Eukaryota; Fungi; Ascomycota; Dothideomycetes; Pleosporales; Pleosporaceae. The transcript has a single exon. Gene Ontology annotation, molecular function: hydrolase activity.